AUGUCCUAUGAACACCAAAAAAAACAAUCAUCACCCCCGCCGGUCUAUACUGAUGAGGCACCAGGUGCCAUGGAAAGUGAAUUGUAUAUUGAUGGUACAUUGUAUGUUGAUGGAGUACCAAUUAGUCAAGGCGAACAACAAAAACAAUCGAUCAGACAAAAUCAACUUCAAGAAAAUCAAUGUAAAAAAGCUUUACUAUUAAUUCGAAAGCUUUGGGCAACACAACAAACAGAAAGAAUUGAUCGUAAAAAACAUAAGAAUAGAUAUGUUCGAACAACAAUUCGUGAACUUAUUGUUUAUAUGGUUUUCCUCACAGUUUUAUCGAUCGUCGUAUAUGGUAUGGUAAGCACUAAUAUGUUGAUAUUGACUCAAGCAUUACAAAGCGUAUUCAUUGAUCCACACUUAACUGAUGAAUCAAAUAAUAAAACAGGUCCAUCAUUCGUACAUCUUGAUAGUAUGGAAGAUUUUUGGCAGUACAUGAAUGACGUUGCUCCUUCUGGUUUUUUUACUGAACAAUGGUAUAACAAAUACAAUGUCAGUGAUUAUGGUUAUAUACUACAUGAAAAUCGUUUAUUAGGUGCUGUUCAAAUGCGUCAAAAAAAAGUUCGAAAUAAUUCUUGUCUUGUUGCUGAUGAUUUUAAGGAAGAAAUUAGAUUUUGUUACAAUUCUUAUGCACCAAUCUAUGAAGAUAAAGUAACAUUUGGACCAUGUGAAAAUUUGGAUCUUGAAAAUUGUACUUAUGAAGCAUUUAAAUAUACACCAUCAUUGUCAUGGUUUGGAUUAACUACAACAGGACAAGUUAGUGUUUAUGAUCAAGGUGGUUAUAUUAAAACAUUUGGUUCAACACAAGAUAAAUUUAUAAAAGAUAUUGAAGAAUUAAAAGCUAAUCUUUGGAUAACACGUGGUACUCGAGCAAUUUUAGUAGAUUUUACAGUUUAUAAUGCUAAUUUAAAUUUAUUUUGUCAAGUACAACUUAUUUUUGAAUUUCCAGCUGUUGGUGGUUUAAUAACAUCAUCAAUAUUUCGUGCUGUUAAAUUAAUACGUUAUGUUCAUACAUUUGAUUAUUUUGUCUUAGGUUGUGAAAUACUUUUUAUUUUAUUUAUUAUUUAUUAUACAAUUGAAGAAAUUUUAGAAAUUCGUAAUUUAAAAUUUAAAUAUUUUAAAUCAAUUAUGAAUUGUUUGGAUAUUGUAAUUAUUAUUUUAUCUUAUGUUUGUAUUGCAUUUAAUAUAUAUCGUCAAGUACAAGUUGAUUCAUUACUUGAUACAUUAUUACAAAAUGAUAUUGAUAAAUAUAAUGAUUUUACAUUUUUAUGUUAUUGGCAAUAUCAAUUUAAUAUUAUUAUAAGUAUAACUAUUUUCUUGGCUUGGAUUAAAGUUUUUAAAUAUAUUAGUUUUAAUAAAACAAUGACACAAUUAAGUGAAACAUUAGCAAAAUGUGCACGUGAUAUAUCUGGUUUUGCUAUUAUGUUUUUUAUUAUAUUUUUUGCAUAUGCUCAACUUGGUUAUUUAACAUUUGGCAUUCAAGUUGAAAGUUUUCGAGCAUUUCAAUAUUCAGUGUAUACAUUAUUUUUAAUUAUUUUGGGUAUUUUUGAUUUUCAAUCACUUCAACAAGCUCAUCGUGUACUUGGACCAUUAUUCUUUUUAACAUAUGUAUUUUUUGUAUUUUUCGUUUUAUUAAAUAUGUUUUUGGCUAUAAUUAAUGAUACAUAUGUUGAAGUUAAAACAGAAUUACGAAAUAAAAAAAAUGAAUUUGAAUUAAGUGAUUUUGUUAAACGAGGUUAUGCUAAAAUGCGUGAACGUUUAACAGUUAAACGUGAUCGUAUAGCUGAUAUUCGUAAAGCAUUAUCAUUAGCUGAUCUUAAUCGUGAUAAACUUUUGGAAUUUGAUGAAUGGCGUGCAGAAAUGAAAUCACGUGGUUAUGCUGAAGAAGAAAUUGAAACAAUAUUUGCUAAAUAUGAUUUUAAUGGUGAUCGAGUUUUAGAUGAAAAUGAACAACGUGCAUUAAGUAAUGAUUUAUUAAGACAAAAUGAUGCUAUUAUUAGAGAAAUCGAUGAAUUAAAUAUGUCAAAAAAUAAUAUACCAAUAGAUAAUCUAAAAAAUAAUGAAGAUGUUAGAAGAAAAGCAAGUACAGUAUCAACAAAACGUUUACAAGCGCAUGAAGUAUCAAUUGAAGAAUAUAAUGAUUUAUCUAAACGACUUGAUUCAAUGGAAGCAUCAGUUGGAUUUGUUUUAAAUAAAAUUGAUAAUGUAGCUUCAAAACUUGAUACAUAUGAAAAAAUAAAAAUUAAUACUGAAAAAAAUACGAAAAAGAAUCGUUCAUCAGAUUCAAAAAAUGUAACAAUUGAUCGAACGGAAAAUUCUUCAGUUGGUGAUCCAAUACAUUCAAUCAAUAAUAUUGAUUCUGAUUCUGUAAGUUUUUAA
Molecule: messenger RNA, 2421 nt
Organism: Rotaria sp. Silwood1
Lineage: Eukaryota; Metazoa; Rotifera; Eurotatoria; Philodinida; Philodinidae
Source: the annotation of a GenBank genome assembly